AUGUCUGACUACAAGCCCACUGAGCACGACGGCAAACGUCUCGACGGUGGAGUCGACAAGCGCGUUGGCACUGGCGAGUUUGCUCACGGCAAGGUUGAUCCUCACCAGGCCGGCAAGAAGGGCGGACACACUUCCGGAGGUUCAAGUGGUGGUCUUGAAAGCAGUGGCGGCAGCGGCGGCAGUGGCGGCGGUGAAUUUGCGCAUGGCAAGGUUGAUCCUCAUGAGGCUGGCAAGAAGGGUGGACGUGCCAGUGGUGGUACAGGAGCAUAA
This is a messenger RNA of Pestalotiopsis fici W106-1, 270 nucleotides long. RefSeq lists its product as uncharacterized. The record is from RefSeq and is a predicted model, not a curated record. The transcript is spliced from 2 exons. Lineage: Eukaryota; Fungi; Ascomycota; Sordariomycetes; Amphisphaeriales; Sporocadaceae. The coding region runs from base 1 to 270 and encodes 89 amino acids.